Saccharomyces mikatae IFO 1815 is the source of this 1263-nucleotide messenger RNA. RefSeq names its product Ca(2+)-dependent cysteine protease MCA1 (gene MCA1). The record is from RefSeq and is a predicted model, not a curated record. The coding region runs from base 1 to 1263 and encodes 420 amino acids. The transcript has a single exon. Gene Ontology annotation, molecular function: cysteine-type endopeptidase activity. Lineage: Eukaryota; Fungi; Ascomycota; Saccharomycetes; Saccharomycetales; Saccharomycetaceae. Gene Ontology annotation, biological process: proteolysis.
AUGUAUCCAGGCAGUGGACGUUACACCUAUAAUAAUACUGAUAGCAAUAAUGGGUAUCAACGUCCCAUGGCACCUCCUCCUGGCCAACAAUAUGGGCAGCGAUAUGGGCAACAAAAUGAUCAGCAAUAUAACCAGCAAUAUGCUCCUCCUCCGGGUCCUCCGCCUAGGAACUAUAACAGGCCUGUGUACCCUCCUCCUCAGUUUCAACAGGAACAAGCAGAGGCCCAGUUAAGCAACGGUUACAACAAUCCUAAUUUAACCGCAUCUAAUAUGUAUGGCCCUCCCCAGAAUAUGUCGCUUCCUCCACCCCAAACACAAACUAUUCAGGGCGUAGACCAGCAAUAUCAGUAUUCCCAAUGUACUGGGCGCAGAAAAGCUUUGAUUAUCGGUAUCAACUACAUAGGUUCGAGAAAUCAGCUACGUGGUUGUAUCAAUGAUGCUCAUAACAUCUUCAAUUUUCUGACUAAUGGGUACGGUUAUAAGUCAGAUGACAUUGUCAUAUUAACAGAUGAUCAAAACGAUUUGGUUAGGGUUCCUACCAGGGCUAAUAUGAUCAGAGCCAUGCAAUGGUUGGUUAAGGGUGCACAACCCAACGAUUCUUUGUUCCUUCAUUACUCUGGACAUGGUGGACAGACCGAGGAUUUAGAUGGAGACGAAGAAGACGGGAUGGAUGAUGUUAUAUAUCCGGUUGAUUUUGAAACUCAAGGACCCAUUAUCGACGACGAAAUGCACGAUAUAAUGGUGAAGCCCUUACAACAGGGUGUUAGACUGACGGCCUUGUUCGAUUCCUGUCAUUCAGGUACAGUAUUGGAUCUGCCAUAUACAUAUUCCACUAAGGGGAUUAUCAAGGAACCCAAUAUUUGGAAGGAUGUAGGCCAGGAUGGGCUUCAGGCUGCCAUUUCAUAUGCUACAGGAAACAGGGCUGCUUUAAUGGGAUCUUUAGGUUCUAUAUUCAAGACCGUCAAGGGGGGCAUGGGCAACAAUGUGGAUAGAGAGCGCAUCAAGCAGAUUAAAUUCUCGCCCGCAGAUGUGGUCAUGUUGUCGGGCUCCAAAGAUAAUCAAACUUCUGCUGAUGCUGUCGAAGAUGGUCAAAACACAGGUGCCAUGUCGCACGCCUUUAUCAAGGUGAUGACUUUACAACCCCAGCAAUCCUAUUUGUCUCUUUUGCAAAACAUGAGAAAGGAAUUAGCUGCAAAGUAUUCUCAAAAACCACAAUUGUCAUCGUCACAUCCCAUUGACGUCAAUUUGCAAUUCAUUAUGUAA